Messenger RNA from Folsomia candida, 1812 nucleotides. Its product is annotated as pickpocket protein 28. Gene Ontology annotation, molecular function: ligand-gated sodium channel activity. Gene Ontology annotation, biological process: sodium ion transmembrane transport. Gene Ontology annotation, cellular component: membrane. NCBI's taxonomy places the organism in Eukaryota, Metazoa, Arthropoda, Collembola, Entomobryomorpha, Isotomidae. The record is from RefSeq and is a predicted model, not a curated record. The transcript has 12 exons. The coding region runs from base 1 to 1812 and encodes 603 amino acids.
AUGGAUGUCGAAGGGGGUAUCGAAAUGCGACCUGCCCAAGAAGACAAAGGCUCUCGCGAGGUCUGCCGGCACAUUCAGCGUAGCUCUUAUCCCAGGCUGGUUGAUAUGUUUAAACGACGAUGGAGAAAUCUCCGCAUCCGGUGGCAAAAUUUGAUGAAGUUUGAACCAUCCCAGGAAAAUGCGUGCGUCCGAAUUCUUCACAAAGUUCCCGGUUUAAGGCAAAGUGCUAAGGCUGGAUUGCAUGUUUUGGCAAGGGCCUUCUGGUUGCUCGUGUUUGUAUUGUGCGUAGGCAUUGUUUUUUACAUCAUCCGGGAAGGCAUUCGGAGAACAAUGGGUCAUCCACUGACUGUUACGUUCGAAACAGAGGAAAUAAACAUUGGAGAUGCUAAAUUUCCGCAAGUCGGCAUUGGCCCAUAUAGUGGAUUUAAAUUGUCCUCCGUUUAUGAUGUCCUAGGAAAGCAAAGGGCGGUGAGAAUUGGUGUCAAGGUCGUGGCAAACGAUGGGUCGGCAUGGAGCAAGAAUGACGUGGAAGGAGUAAUGAAGGUCAUCGACCACGGUUGUGAUGGGGGUGCGAUAUUUGCUAACAAGAAUAACGUUAAAAUUUCCGACAAUGAGCAUAGCAGUUUCGCCAAGACCAGGGAACUUUUGGAAACUCAUGUGGACAACAUUACAAAUCCGGGCGUGCAGCAAAGAGUUAUUCCGUUCAUAAAGGAGGGAAUGAUAAAAUGUGCCGAUACCAUUAAAGGAUGCCUCUUGAAUGGGAAAAGUUAUAAUUGCAGUCUCUUAUUUAAAGAACACUUUUCUGCUUGGGGAAGUACCUGUGUCUUCAACGGGAUUCCUGUGAAAGCGACACGGCGCUAUUCAACAAUUCAAUCCGAACUGGGUGGAAGCACGAAUGAGGAAAUCAAAAUGUGGGUUGACGCCGAUUUAGACGAAGAUGUUGCAAAUGUUAACAGGAAAUUCGACGCAAAACGCCCUGCGAUACCAUGGAGGCAAAUGGCACCAGGUAAAUUAUCUGGACUCACGUUCGCCAUAAAAGAAGAGCUGGACAGAAAAGCCUGUAUUCACGGCGAAGGCACCGGGUUUACGUUGGCGUUAAAUAAUCCCCGGGACGAGGUACAAGUAGAAAGAUUUGUAGUAACACUGCCGUAUGGCCGUGAGAUCGACGUUACUUUAUAUCCUGAAGUCCUCCUCGCCGAGAAGGAUGCCAAAGACGUUGCUAUGAACCGGCGCGGCUGGUACCUCAGCGACGACAAAGGUGAAGCGCUUCUGGAUUUCUACAAAAAGUAUUCCAGACAAAAUUGUUUGGAGGAAUGUUUCGCCAAAGCAGUUUAUGAAAAAUGCAAAUGCGCAAAAGUCUCAUCUCCUGGAUUACCAGGGAGAACUUUAUGUUCAUAUGAUGAUUUAAAUCUUUGCGUCCAAGAGAAAGAAGAACAAAUGCAUAACCAAGGAUUGAAACUUUCGUGCCCAAAGUGUUUGCCCAAUUGUCGCGACAUUAAAUACCGGACAUCGGUGACCUCGAGCCGAAUGACAGAGAGCCGCAUGAAUGAUUAUCAGGCUAUGGGAGACUCGGAAUUUAGGAUUUCAGUUGUCAACGUCUUCUUCAUGGUAGACUCGAUCCAUCCGACUCGAAGAAGUGCAAGAUACAGUACCUUCGAAGAAGUUGGCCUUGUUGGUGGGACAGUUUCCAUGAUAACUGGCUUAACCUUGUUGGACAUAAUUGAGGCUCUCGUACUAAUCGCGGUAAUAGCCGUUGCAAAGUACAAGGUGUGGAAUAAUCUUCGAACUAUGGGAGGCCCAAGUUUUAAUUAG